UGGCGGGAGCCUAUAAAAGCCGGACGGUGCGACCCGCGACACACACUGCAGGACCGCUAGACGGACAACAGCUGCCGCUCUGCCCCAAUCACCGGCGUGACCAUGUCCCACCACUGGGGAUACGGCAAGCACAACGGACCAGAGAACUGGCACGAGGACUUCCCUAUUGCCAAUGGAGACCGUCAGUCCCCUGUGGACAUCGACACCGGGACUGCCCAGCACGACCCUGCCCUACAGCCGCUGCUCAUAUCUUAUGAUAAAGCUGUUUCCAAGAACAUUGUCAACAACGGCCACUCCUUCAACGUUGAGUUUGAUGACUCUCAGGACUGUGCAGAGACAUUACAUGCAUGCGUUAUAAUUCUAGUGCUGAAAGACGGGCCCCUCAGUGGCUCCUACAGAUUGAUCCAGUUUCACUUUCACUGGGGCUCAUCUGAUGGCCAGGGCUCUGAGCACACCGUGAACAAGAAAAAAUACGCCGCAGAGCUUCACUUGGUUCAUUGGAACACCAAAUACGGGGAUUUUGGAAAAGCUGUGCAGCAACCAGAUGGAUUGGCUGUUUUGGGUAUUUUUUUGAAGAUUGGACCUGCCUCUGAAGGCCUUCAAAAAAUCCUUGAGGCACUGCAUUCCAUUAAAACAAAGGGGAAGCGUGCGGCCUUUGCUAACUUCGAUCCUUGCUGCCUUCUCCCUGGAAACUUGGACUACUGGACAUACCCUGGCUCUCUGACCACUCCGCCUCUGCUGGAAUGUGUGACCUGGAUCGUGCUCAAGGAACCCAUUACUGUCAGCAGUGAGCAGAUGUCUCAUUUCCGUACCCUGAACUUCAAUGCGGAGGGGGAGCCUGAAGAACUGAUGGUGGACAACUGGCGCCCCACUCAGCCGCUGAAGAAUAGGAAGAUCAAAGCGUCCUUUAAAUAAAAUGGCCCUGCAGCCGGGGUCCAAACUGCGCAAGUGUGGCCGCCUCUCUGUAGCUCAGUACAGUUCCACCUUGGUGAUUCGGACCCUGACUCUGCAUCUGGUAUUGUAGGCCUUUGCCUCUCACCCGCCGUGCUUACUAUAAAAUGUGAAAAGCAAGACCCAGGUGUCUCAUGUGGUGGCAGCCCGGUGGCAGCUGGUGGCCUUUCUCAGCCACAGCAGUGUACCGCAAAGAACAGACAUGGCCUGCUUCUCUUCACAGCCAUAGGAUAAUGAGUUCUCAGGCCUAUUUGUUAAAAUGCUACUUUAAAAAACAUACGACGGUAGAAUGAUUGAUUGCAAGUCCACAUCAUGAGACAAACUGAGGUCAUUUAAGGCAAAUCAGGUAAAACAGUCAUAGUUUUAUGAUUAUGAAAUUAGAUGAAUGUUCACUCUUCCAAGAUCUUAUAUUAAAGAAAAACUUUUAAAAAACUUAUAUAUUUGUAGCAAAGUUAUUCUUAAAUAUGAAUUAUCUUGUAACUUAGUGACUUUUGAUUUCUAGAGGUGUAAAUGAAGAUGUAAAAAUGGAUAGAGUUGUGAUACAGAGUAUAUUUCCCUUCAGAUAACAUACCAUAAUGCAAUGGAUAAUGUAUUUUAGAUAUAUUCUCUAAUAAAAUUCAGAACUCUA
Molecule: messenger RNA, 1579 nt
Organism: Apodemus sylvaticus (European woodmouse)
Lineage: Eukaryota; Metazoa; Chordata; Mammalia; Rodentia; Muridae
Gene: Ca2
Product: carbonic anhydrase 2
Exons: 7
Coding region: 103-915 (270 amino acids)
Cellular component (GO): cytoplasm
Molecular function (GO): zinc ion binding; carbonate dehydratase activity
Source: RefSeq, a predicted model, not a curated record